Messenger RNA from Toxorhynchites rutilus septentrionalis, 1442 nucleotides. RefSeq names its product adenylate kinase (gene Ak2). Gene Ontology annotation, cellular component: cytoplasm; mitochondrion. Gene Ontology annotation, biological process: ADP biosynthetic process. The transcript has 2 exons. NCBI's taxonomy places the organism in Eukaryota, Metazoa, Arthropoda, Insecta, Diptera, Culicidae. The record is from RefSeq and is a predicted model, not a curated record. The coding region runs from base 185 to 913 and encodes 242 amino acids. Gene Ontology annotation, molecular function: AMP kinase activity; ATP binding.
CACAUGACAACCCGUCGCCUCUUUUAGUCGAUCUGCGGAGCAGUUCGGACGCGAAAGUCUUUCUUCUGGCCAUUUUUCCGGUGCGCCGUUGUCGAAAUUGCAGCCGUCGUCGCUGAGUGAAUUUCGUUUGUUUAUUUGCUCUUCUCGUGAAAGUGCUUCGGGCGGUGCGUGACAAUAGGAAAAUAUGGCCCCGAACGCUGCGGUACCACUACCAAAACCGGAACAGGAACAGUCUGACACUGGCAUCAAUGCUGUCCUGCUGGGACCACCCGGGUCGGGCAAAGGAACACAGGCCCCGCUGCUCAAGAAAAAAUUCUGCGUCUGCCAUCUAUCCACAGGGGAUAUGCUGCGCGCGGAAAUAGCUGCCGGCUCGAAGCUGGGUGCCCAGCUUAAGAAAGUGAUGGAUGAGGGCAAACUGGUGUCGGAUGAUUUGGUGGUGGACAUGAUCGACUCAAAUCUUGACAAGCCCGAGUGCAAGAAUGGUUUUCUGCUGGACGGCUUCCCCCGGACAGUCGUACAAGCUGAAAAGCUAGAUCAAUUGCUUGAAAAGCGUAACACCGGCUUGGAUGCUGUGGUAGAGUUUGGCAUCGAUGAUAGCUUGCUGGUCCGUCGUAUUACGGGUCGAUUGAUUCAUCAGGCCAGUGGCCGAUCGUACCAUGAAGAGUUUCACCCACCCAAAGUGCCAAUGACGGAUGAUGUAACCGGAGAGCCACUGAUGCGUCGCAGUGAUGAUAAUGCAUCGGCACUGGUCAAGCGUCUCGAGGCGUACCAUAAACAAACGAAACCACUAGCCGACUACUAUGCUCUGCGUGGUCUGCAUUUUAGAAUCGAUGCUGCCCGUAGCGCAUCGGAAGUGUUUGCCAACAUCGACAGUAUCUUUAUGAAGCAACGGAAAGCAAGGUUAGGUCUGUAAGAAGUAGUUACGGGAAGCAGCAAUUUGGCAUUUGUCAACCAACCUGAUAAUGUGAACAGUUGAAUAUCCGGAACAACCAUAAUGCUACCUUAUCUUGAGAUCCCACAGUGAUCAACUGUUUUAAACUGAAAACGCUUGUACCGAAACUGGCAUUCGUCGGGAAUUGCUCGCAACAUCCUUAGUUCUUUCACUUACCAACAACUUGCAUUUUAUCACAAUUAUUUCACUACACAAUACGCAGUAAAAGGGUUCAAUCUACGUGGGCAUAAUUACAAAUUACAGUGAACAUCAUUAGAUAAACAGUUUUCUAUAUUAAAAUUUUUAACGAUGUAUUUUCAACUGAUGAAAAUGGGACAAAGCCUACUUUGUAUACUAUAAUCGAGUAGCAUAUCUAUCACAGUGAGACGGGAUUAUGACAUAACUGUAUUAAAAUGAAGCGAAAAAAAGACGCAUUGACUUUUGAAACCAUACGUUGUCAAAGACGAGCGAUGAUUACAUAGUACAAUAAAGUGAUAUGUGUGUUUCGAAA